Setaria italica (foxtail millet) is the source of this 387-nucleotide messenger RNA. RefSeq lists its product as uncharacterized. NCBI's taxonomy places the organism in Eukaryota, Viridiplantae, Streptophyta, Magnoliopsida, Poales, Poaceae. The coding region runs from base 1 to 387 and encodes 128 amino acids. The record is from RefSeq and is a predicted model, not a curated record. The transcript has 3 exons.
AUGAAGCAAAAGGUGGUGAUCAAGGUGAGCAUGCCGUGCGAGAGGAGCCGAUCCAGAGCCAUGGCGCUGGUCGCCAGGGCACACGGGGUGCUCUCCAUGGAGAUCACCGGCGGCGACGCCAGGGACAAGCUGGAGGUGGUCGGCGACGGCGUUGACGCGGCCCGCCUCGUCAGCUGCCUGCGCAGGAAGCUCGGCCACGCCGAGAUCCUGCUGGUGGAGGAGGUGAAGGACAAGAUGGCGGAGGAGCCGGAAGAGCCGACGGUGCAGCACGAGGCCGCCGUGGAGCCGCCGCCUCGAUGCUACCACAGUUGCCACGACUGCCACCACCACCACCACCCGCCGCCGAUGGUCGUCUGCGAGGAGCCCAGCAACUGCCCCAUCAUGUAA